Messenger RNA from Pogonomyrmex barbatus (red harvester ant), 4806 nucleotides. It is a transcript of the gene Lpin, whose product is annotated as phosphatidate phosphatase LPIN. Gene Ontology annotation, molecular function: transcription coactivator activity; phosphatidate phosphatase activity. Gene Ontology annotation, cellular component: nucleus. Gene Ontology annotation, biological process: cellular response to insulin stimulus; fatty acid catabolic process; triglyceride biosynthetic process. NCBI's taxonomy places the organism in Eukaryota, Metazoa, Arthropoda, Insecta, Hymenoptera, Formicidae. The record is from RefSeq and is a predicted model, not a curated record.
UUUAAUUAAAUCACUUUGAUCAUCAAUCAUGUUAAUAAAUUUAUAAUAGCCUAUCCUUUUUGAACACCCCUGUACAUAGCGGGCAUAUAUUCCCGGACAGUUUUCGCCGUACGACGAUAAACUUCGGACCGCGCUCGCUUGUGGUUUCAGUUUGUUUCAACUGCUCAUGCAAGUCGGACGUGUUCACGCAUCGCUCGCGUUUCCUCGCACGCAACGCAACAGUUACACGAACGCGACUGCGCACGUGUAUAUACGUGUAGACCGAUUUCGCGACUGGUUCGUGACGAUAAACCUCGGAGUCGUUUCUUCAAUCAAGCGCAGCCGCCCGAGUGGAACGCUCUUUAAAAAGAGCUUUCACACAAAUCGCAAAAUCGUGUUCGUUCAACUUCUGCCGCGCCACGUGCACGAACGUCCAUGAACCUUGAUAUUUAAUUUUAUUAUUUCGAGGCGAUCUGCGCCUUCGAUUCGAAACGCGCGCUAAUCGUGCCGGCUGACCACGUGGUACCUCGCCGUAUCGACCACCGGUGCGGCCGCCGCGCCGAUUGGCUCGGCCGGGUCACGUGGCCUUGCGCAACGUCAGUUCGGACUACCGUCUGCUGGCGGUGUCACGGGCUAUACACUUGUCAACGUACGCUCGACGGGGGAACAAAGGAUUCCGCAAAGAGACGACCCUCCGGUUCUCUUCUCGUUGCAGAUCGCAACCAGGAUUCGCGUAUUUGUCUCGCAUCAAGGGCACCUCUCACUCGCCCUCGUCCUGAUCUCAGACGCGGUCGCAGAUCGGGAUUCGCGCACAACGUCGUGACAGUGUCGAGAGGAGUGCGUUCGUAAUAAAUCGUAGUACGCGGUGAGGCGCGUUUGACAGCUCGCCGUCGCCGUGACGGUGGACCGUCGUUGGUUGGACCGCAGUCCUGGUUUCCCUAGUAUCAUCGGGCUCGAAGAGGUCGACGAGAAGCCGUCGACAAGGCAGUGAAUCAUCCCGAUUAAUUCCCGCCGAGAGCGCGGAGUAAUCGAUCCUCGGCUCUUUACGUAUCUUUCUUUAUCUCCGUCUCCGUCUCAUUCUCUCUCUCUGUCCCUCUCACGCGAGAGAUCUUCGAAGACAGUGGUGAUUACGUUUCCUUUCCGCCGCGCCGCGAAUUUCGAAUAACACUCCGCCGAUUCGCGUUGUCCUCCUCUUUCUCUUUCUCCUCCUCCUCUCAGGCCCCUUCCCGUCCCACACGUCGAUCGAGUUCCGCGGCCUUGGUGGUGCGCGGGCUUAGGACAUGUACAGUAUGAACUAUAUCGCCAAGAUCAUCAGCAACUUCCGUCUCUUUUACAACGAGAUCAACGCCGCGACUCUCACUGGCGCGAUCGACGUCAUUGUCGUCGAACAGCCGGACGGCUCCUUCACGUGCUCGCCUUUCCAUGUCCGCUUCGGCAAGCUCGGAGUGCUCCGCUCCAGGGCGAAAGUGGUGGAUAUCGAGAUAAAUGGAGAACCUAGGGAAAUUCAUAUGAAACUUGGAGAUUCCGGCGAGGCGUUCUUUGUAGAAGAAGUUAGCUCGAAUGGAUCUCCGACAGAUACUGAAAUUCCACCACAUUUGGCUUGCUCACCCAUACCUGACAAUUGCUUUCCGCCACCCAAGUUCAACCUUUUGUCAGAUCUACCUCAGGAACAGAGAGAGAAGAUUCUCAUAGACUCGGUUCUUUCCAUAGAGCGAGAAAAAUGGGAGCAGAUGUCCGCCUUGCCGCCGGAUCAACGGGAAAAGUUUCUGAUUGAACAGUUCUCAGAUCUUCCCGCGGAACAUCGUGAGAAAUGGCUUCAGAUUGCUUCGUUGACUGCGGAGGAGCGAGACGAGAUGUUCAAGGAAAGCUUUGGCACGAUAUCUCCAGAGCAGAAGCAGCAGAUGAUCAGGGAACAGUAUUUCGCCUUAAAAACGGAGGAUAAGGAGAGACUAUUCAAAGAAAAUUUUCCAGAACUCUCGAUCGAGCAGAGACAAAGCUUCGAGAAAGCUUUACUGAGCGAUUGGAAGGAAAAGGAAGAGAAAUGGGAAGAGAAGCACAACAAAAACGAAGACGAAGAGAUAUUUGAUAUGGACGCCAUCAGUGACGAGCAGCCGAAAUCGGCGGUUUCUUCUUGCCCGAAAUCCUUCGUAGCUGUUACUUCAUCUGAAAGAAUUCGUAAGAUUAGCGUAGUAAAGAAUGACUUUAGGCCAAUUACGGAUGAUCCUCAAAGUAGCAGUAAAGAGAAAUCUAGUGACGAGUCAAAUUCGGGCAAGAAAAAUUUGAAGGAAGAAAUUAUUGAUGAGGGAAAGAAUAACAAUUCGACAAAAAGGAAACGUAAAAGGAAGAGUAUCAUGAAGAAGAAAGGCUCACAGAGAAAGACCAGCAAUGGGAGUAGCAGCCAGACAGAAUUGAGCGAGACCGAUGCAGUUUUUACCGAGGAAUCAGUUAGCGAAACGGGUCCCACUCCGAUCGCAGAAGACGAAAUGAAAAAUAUUGCUGCGGAAUCAGCGACAUCCCCUCAGGAUGCAAUUGAGAAACGACCUGAAACUGAUUUCCAUUUCUUCAGUGAUUCAGAAGUUACCAAAAAUAAGGACUCCAGACCAUCUUCACCUAUCCAGUCAGAUACGGAAUUCGAAGUGCGUAAAAUUACUCAAGAGAGUAGCGAGAGGGAGGACGACAAGGGUCAUCAGCAAAGUUGGAGAUGGGGUGAAUUGCCCAGUCCACCUCCGGAGUCGGCGCACAUAUCUCAUAGGAAUUCGCUGAAUUCUUUGACAACAACCAAUCAGCCGAAUAAAGAUGCACAACGAUCUAUGCUCAGUGGCAUGUUCUCCUUUAUGAAGAAGACUUCUCGCGUAAGACACAAUCCGGAGUCAGAAGGAAUUUAUCUUAGUGAUCUUAAUGCCGACGAACUGGACCCCGAAGUUGCGGCUUUAUACUUUCCCUCCUCUCAUCGAGGUUCAACGAUGGUUAAAGAUAGAAAAACAAUGGACGAGGAAGACACAGAAUCAGGUAACGGGCCAAGUCUACCUCAGAGUCCCAAUAGUGUUGAGGGAGCCAUCGGUGGACCGAAAUCUUUAGAUAGUGAUUUCGAGGAACCAAAGCAUUCUAUUUUCGAUAAUAACAUAGAAAUAAGUAUGUCUCUGUGCGGUGGUUUGGACAGUGAAAACGGACCGUCCAAAGAGGCUUUCGACGAAAAUUUACUGCACUUCGAGGAUGUUUGUACUGAUCCAAAACUAUACGAAAAUCCGAAUCUGGUCGUGAGGAUCAAUGGAAAAUUCUACAAUUGGGCUACAGCUUGUCCGAUAGUGCUGACCUACGUCGUUUUCCAAAGACACUUACCACAAAGUGCAAUCGAAAAUUUGUAUAUGUCAUUGCCAAUGCACGAGGAUAAGAAGCGACAGAGCAGCGGUAAGCCUGAAAGUCGUAGUGGUUAUAGUUCAUGGUUUUCUUGGCGACGUUCGACCCAACCUCCCAAAAAAUCACAGGAUAUUAGUCAAAACGACGAAAUUGCUGUACAGACAUCUGAACAAUCUUUGGAAGUUAAGAAUGUAACAAAUGAUGAAUUACCCUCUGCUAACAGAGAAGUAAAGACUGAACAAAACGCAGACUCAUCAAGUUCAACUGAGACAAUAGAAACUUGUUCAAGAUUGACAAACGCUCCUAAUGAAACUACGUUGACGAAGACUGAGAAAACGCGUGAAGGUGAGGGGGAGGGUUACAGCGGCGGUGAGGAUUCCGACAGUAAUCACAAUGAACCAACGGGUAUUAAGAUACCUGUAGAACGAAGACCAUAUUACGAGUCCACGGAGAAAUAUCGUAAAACUUUACGACUGUCAUCUGAACAGAUAGCAAGCCUCGAGCUGAAGGAUGGUGCUAACGAAGUAGUUUUUAGCGUAACUACCGCUUACCAGGGUACGAAGCGCUGCAAAUGCCAUAUCUAUAAAUGGAAAUGGGAUGACAAGAUCGUUAUCUCUGAUAUCGAUGGUACCAUCACGAAAUCGGACGUCUUAGGUCACAUUUUACCGAUAGUGGGCAAGGACUGGGCUCAAUCCGGGGUCGCUCAAUUAUUCACAAAGAUCAAAAAUAACGGCUACAAGCUGCUAUAUCUUUCGGCGAGAGCGAUCGGCCAGGCUGGAGGAACUCGGGAAUAUCUGAGGAAUUUGAGACAAGGAGAUCUUUCGCUGCCAGAAGGCCCAUUACUCUUGAAUCCUACAAGCUUAAUUUUGGCAUUCCAUCGCGAGGUAAUAGAAAAGAAGCCGGAAGAAUUCAAGAUAUCUUGUCUGAAAGAUAUUCAAGCGCUAUUCCCUGAAGGCUCUGCGCCAUUUUACGCUGGAUAUGGGAAUCGCAUAAAUGAUGUAUGGGCGUAUCGAGCAGUUGGCAUUCCUAUAAUGCGGAUUUUUACCAUAAACCAUCGAGGAGAAUUGAAGCACGAAUUGACACAGACAUUCCAAUCUUCAUAUUCGAACAUGAGUUUCAUCGUCGAUCAUGUGUAUCCGGCAUGGCGAGAGGAUGCAACCGAUGAGUUUAGUAAUUUUGCGUAUUGGCGGGAUCCGAUACCUGAAGUAUCGAAACUCGAAGAACUUUAUGCUCAAGCUACCUAAGAAACUUCCUUUCUCUACAACCGUCACCUGCUUGGACUAUGAACGACGAUUAUCAUAUUUAGCUAACUUUUAUACUCCAUGCGUUGAUUGUAGUGACUUUGAUAGGUGUGAUUGUCCAACGUUAGGAAAAUCUCGCUAAUGCAGACAUUUAGUAUUUUUUGAGAUUUGUUUUUUAGAUAUGAAGAAAUUGUUAUCAAAAAAUUUAAGAAAGAUUUAUGUAUAAAAA